GCGUCGGCGUCGCUCCCGCGCUGGGGCAGUAGGCCGGCUUCUCUCCGCGGGCCGCGGUUAGGUGUCGGUGGCGAAGGGCGCGCGAAGGGCCGCCAGCCGCGCGGCGUCGGCCCUGGCGUCGGGGUCGUUGUGUCGUCACAACGACUCCGGUAGUCGUCUCCGCGACAGCAGGUGCGGCCGCUUUAGCCCCAGGCGGGCUCCGCGGCUGCCUGGCGAGUCUGUGCACGCGCCCAGCCCUUUCCUUCCUGGACCCGGCGCCAAGCAGCGACGCUGAGCCGACCGCCGGAGCGGCGGGCAAUGGCGGCCUCGACGGCCUCGCAUCGGCCCAUCAAGGGGAUCCUGAAGAACAAGAGUUCUACGACUUCCUCUGUGGUGGCCUCGGCCGAACAGCCCGGUCGGAGUGUCGACGAAGAGCUGAGUAAAAAAUCCCAGAAGUGGGAUGAAAUGAACAUCCUGGCGACAUACCAUCCAGCAGACAAAGACUAUGGUUUAAUGAAAAUAGAUGAACCUAGCACUCCUUACCAUAGUAUGGUAGGUGAUGAUGAAGAUGCUUUGAGUGAUUCAGAAACCACUGAAGCCUUGACCCCAGAUAUCUUAGCAAAGAAAUUAGCUGCUGCUGAAGGCUCAGAGCCAAAGUAUCGGGUUCAUGAACAAGAAAGCAGUGAAGAUGAGGAUAGUGACCUCUCACCUGAAGAACAAGAAAAAAAGCGACAAUUUGAAAUGAAAAGAAAGCUUCACUACAAUGAAGGACUGAAUAUUAAAUUAGCUAGACAAUUAAUUUCAAAAGACCUGCAUGAUGAUGAGGAAGAUGAAGAAAUGUCAGAGACAGCAGCUGAAGAAUGCAUGAACGUGGAACAAUCAAAUCAAGGAUCUACUGCAAGUGACCAACUGCAAAACAAAUCACAGAGUUCAUAGAAAAGACUUGUUCAACACUGUAAUUGUCAGAUAUAAACCUUGUUACUAUAAUACACUGCUUCUUGUUCUCAACAAUUCAUGACUUAAGUACCAAAAUGCAUACCAAUUAUUAUAUAUUGCCAAGAAUUAAAUAGAGACUAAUUAGAAUGAAA
Molecule: messenger RNA, 1067 nt
Organism: Panthera uncia (snow leopard)
Lineage: Eukaryota; Metazoa; Chordata; Mammalia; Carnivora; Felidae
Gene: PPP1R2
Product: protein phosphatase 1 regulatory inhibitor subunit 2
Exons: 6
Coding region: 298-915 (205 amino acids)
Biological process (GO): regulation of signal transduction
Molecular function (GO): protein phosphatase inhibitor activity
Source: RefSeq, a predicted model, not a curated record